AAGCGAGAUUUUAUUUGUCCAAAACCUCUUUUUUUGACACCACUUGAUGCUGACUCCGCUAAGUCGCCCCAGUCCCCGCUCCAGAACCUGCUGUUCAGCCGUAAUACUGCAGUAUCUUCGACGACUUUGCCUCAUGCUCCAGCAAGUGGGACAGGCAAGCCAAAGUCUGUUGCGCAUUUGCUCAACUUAGGUCGUUGCGCAUCUUUGAAACUUGUCGGAAGCCCACAGAAUAGCCAUCUCUUCUCUCCUUCAGGCACAAUAAAUGGCCUUAGCUCGAGCUCAUUAAAGCAAAACACAGUACCACAUCCAUCCCCGGCGGCCAAACAAACCCCACGCAUGCGGGUCUACCACUUUGCUCGAUCCGAAGAUGCAGCUAGGCACCUCUGGCCGGGCCGAGGCUCUCUUCCAUCAUGCCUGACUGAGGGCUUAACCAUCUCCGCAAGCUUGCCAACUACUCGGUUGGCUAGCCGAAUGAGUAUUCAUACAAGUAAUCAGUCAGAGCAAUCGCUACGAGCUGCCCCGUUUACAACUUCUGUCUAA
Molecule: messenger RNA, 540 nt
Organism: Protopolystoma xenopodis
Lineage: Eukaryota; Metazoa; Platyhelminthes; Monogenea; Polystomatidea; Polystomatidae
Source: the annotation of a GenBank genome assembly